CUCUAACUAUAUACGAAGUAGUGGGUGGAGAGAUAAAUAAUCUAUUUACCCUCUGACCCCUGCUUUAGCUCACAUCGACACUCGCACUAUGGACCGCCGAAAACGACGACACUCUACCUAUGAGCCGGAACCUCAUCCACCAAAGCGACAUUCCCCUAUGGCACCCGACGAUAAUCAGCAACAACCAUCCGCCCCAUCUUCAUCACUUGACCCCUCCCAGUACCAUCCUGCCAACUCGCAGACCCGACAAACCGGCGACAACAGUCUUCAUGAUUGGCAUAAUGGAGCGUAUGUUGUGGCUCACGGAACCACAACUACUUCUAGUGAUUCUUACCCCCUAAGCAGUGUGAUGACGCUGCCUGGGCCAUCUUACAGUCAUCCGCCAUCACAUCAAGUCCUUCAUACUGACCCCCAGGCUCUCCAAGGCCGCGACGUUCCUCGUGAUUGGUGUAGCGGGUCAGUUGGACCUUAUCCUGGGGUUCCUGGACCGGCGCCCGCUUUUGGACCUUCCGGUGACCCUCGGAAGUUCUGGAUGCCUUGGCCGAAACGUGUGACUGAGCUACCUGUCAGUGAUUCGCAAUCGCACACCUUGGUCUCAUCGCUACAAAACCAUGCCACCAGCUCACAGACUCUCAGCGAAAUUCACCGUGAUUGGCAUGACGGAUUGUCGGGAUCUUAUCUCCAACAUCCACAGAUUGCACCACCACGGUCACCCUCUGACGAUUUUCCGUCCUUUCGGCUGCCACGUAUAGAAGUCACGUCCUGGCAUUCAAACCCCAACAGUGGUAGCCGAUCGGGCACGCCUGUCCCUGUCCCCAGUCCGUCCACACCGUCAUCUCCUGCUCAUUCGGACCGAUUCCUAUCUCCCCCCUCGGCACUAUCGCCCUCCGAAACUGCUUGCGCAAGUCCCAACCCUUGGGCCCCAUACGACAAUAGUGCAGGUGUCCGCACAGAACUGGAAAAUGCAGGGAUGAACCUACCUGUACCUGCGUCAGAGCCGACUCCAUCAUCGUCAGCUGGCCCGUCGGAUGGCAAAAAGGAAAGCAUCAUUAGCACCACCAGACUCAUUCUCCAAACCGCAUCCUCCGCUCUCAAAUUCUCGCCUGUCCCGUUCCUCCCCAACAUUCCGGACUCACUUCUCAUGCUACUUCAGGUUUACGAGGUUCGGAUAUGGUUUUCACAGUUCAUCCCUCACAUUUACUUCACUCACGUAGAAUGUCAGCGGCAAUAACAAAGCCCUCAAAGGGCUGAAUGAUGAUGUGCAAAGUGCAUACAGCACCAUGUUGCAGCCACUCCAACUGUGGACGGGACCGAUACCUUCCGAAGUUAUUUUUCUAGUGAAGGAAUUAUAUUUGUAUGGCGCUGGAAGAACAGUUCAAGAGGAUCAAGUCACUCCAGAGUCAGAAUCGAAA
Molecule: messenger RNA, 1412 nt
Organism: Cantharellus anzutake
Lineage: Eukaryota; Fungi; Basidiomycota; Agaricomycetes; Cantharellales; Hydnaceae
Exons: 2
Coding region: 89-1231 (380 amino acids)
Source: RefSeq, a predicted model, not a curated record